AUGCAAUCGGCACUGAAGAAGAAGGCAAAGGCGGCCACGACGUACAGCGAAUGGGUGGCUAUCGCACGCCAACUGGAUGACUUGGAGGGGUUUCAAUCGUGGCGUUUGGAGGAGGAGCCGCGGUACAUGAACUCUGAGGGACUUGUUGGUCACAUUCAGCUUCUAAUUGAUGCAAAGAAGAAAGGGGACACGGAGACACUGCUGAGUGUUCUUUCGACUGGCCUUCAUCGUUCUGCAUAUGGCAUAUUAAAUCCAAAUCUUUAUGUGUAUCGCUCAGGUACGAAAGCGGUCAUUGAGACGUACAACUCGCUUCUGGUCUAUCUGAUCCGCAGUCUCGCACGAGACACCUCAGUGACGGCAUACACGAGAUACGCCACGUUGUUGGAAUUGUCACGUGUGUGCAGCAACACAGCCCUUGUUUUUAACGGAGGUAUGGUGCUUGGACCGUUUCACGUUGGCGUAGCGAAGGCGCUAUGGAAGGCCAACUUACUGCCUAGGAUAUUCUACGGUGGACGUACCGGUUCUGUCGUGGCAGCACUCCUUUGCUGUAAGAAGGAUCUGUCUGAAGUAUUUGAAGUGGAUAACCUUAAUUAUCCGGCAUUUAGUGGCAAGGAUGUAGGUGCACUUCAAAGACGGUCAGUCCGUUUCUGGAUGGAGGGUCACCUUAUGGACAUUGCUGUUCUAGCACAGUUUAUUAAGGAUAAUGUUGGGGAUUUGACCUUUCUUGAAGCGUAUAACCUCACUGGGCGUGUACUCAACAUUGAAUUUACGCCGGACACGGACGAUGCGAACUGCACUGCUGCCCCUCCAGUGCGACUGCUUAACUACCUUACAGCACCCAAUGUUCUUGUGUACAGUGCGGCGGCGGCAUCUUUUGCCUCCUCUCCGCUUUUCUUUGGGCGCUACCCAUUGAUGGCGAAGGACCUGGCUGGUCGCAUCGUGCGGUACGAUCCACCGGUGAUGGGGGCCGUUGGAAGACGGGCGGAUGGAAAAAUUGAUGGGCUGAAGCGGCUGCGUGAGUUAUUCCACAUCAAAUGCUUUAUCGUCUCGGAGUGCUCCGCUACCCGGCUACCGUUUUUGCGGCUUUCCGGUCGUACUUCUCUCCUUGCACGCCUGGGGCACGCCAUUUCAGAAGAGUGGUGGCGCUUUGUUUCCUUCAUUAUAUCAUUUACACCGCUUAAGAAGUAUAUUUGGGUGCUCUUUUCUAAUGAUGAUUCUGACGCGGAUGAUGUGAUAAAACUGUUUCCGGCCUCUAGUUGGACUGAUAUUGCCGGGGUUUUCAAUCUUCCGACAAUGCGGCAGAUCCAUGAGUGUGUGCUGCGCGGUGAAAGACAAGUAUGGCCCAGCCUCAAGCGGAUCCAGGAACAUGUGGCACCUGAAUUAGCGUUGAAUGAUGCUUUGAGUGAGCUUAGUCGUGCGGAUCCGAAGAUCAGCUGGGAGAACGAUAAUCCUUACUCAUGGUAA
Molecule: messenger RNA, 1464 nt
Organism: Trypanosoma grayi
Lineage: Eukaryota; Euglenozoa; Kinetoplastea; Trypanosomatida; Trypanosomatidae
Product: patatin family phospholipase
Exons: 1
Coding region: 1-1464 (487 amino acids)
Biological process (GO): lipid metabolic process
Molecular function (GO): triacylglycerol lipase activity
Source: RefSeq, a predicted model, not a curated record